UAUUUUAAAAUUGUGAAAUUGCAUAUUUUGCUACAAUAUGGCUUAAAAUUAAUUUAUUUUCCAUAAGCAUCCCGCGAUUUUUUCUGGGUGAGCAAAAUAAGGUGAACGUUUUAGACAAUUUCUCAAAAUAGAGGUUGUCUUAUUGACCGAGGGGUGAUACAAUUGACUGAAAAUAUAUUGACCUUACAUAAAUAAUUCUUCCAAUUCAUUGAAAUUCGAUUACUUAUAGGCACCUUUUUGAGAUAUUUUUAGUAUUAAAAUACAAAUCACAGCAACCAACGCCAAUCCGAACAACAUUUUGUAGCUGUCACUGCAGCAUCAUUCGCAUCAUCGUUUCGCGUUUUAUAUCCUUUUUUCGUUUAGUAAUUUCCAAGAAAUCAAAAAAAAAUCCUCAUAGCUUUAGUUUAGCAUGACAUCCGAUAAACCGGGGAUCGAAAUGACCAAAGGCAAACGAGUAAACGGUGUGAAUCGACGCUGCAGAGAUUUCCAUCGCCGAUAUCUAGCGCUUUGUCGUGCUAAGAACUUUCAACCUCUGCCGGAGCUCACGGUAACCGGUAGUGGAGGUGGCACUACCCGUGGUCGUAUGUCGAAAGCCGAACAGCAAGUUCCAUCGCUAAACUUCUAUGGCGACCGUUUCAAGGAAUGCGACUGGCUGUUGAUCAUUGAUGCGUUGCUUGAGGAUACUUCGCUCGAGAUCGUUGCUAUCCGUCUGCGAAAGGUUCUUAGCGAUGUACUUGGCAGUAAUAGCCAUCGGAUGGAUUUGGCAUCAGAUCGGCCUGCUGUUCUAACGAAACGCCUAUUUUCGCAACUGAUUGAUAGUUUGGGACAAUUUUUAGUCCACAACCAGGUAGUGAGGGUUUUUAUCCUAGAAGCGCUACCCGUACAAGGGAUAUAUAUGGCUACCCUUGUCAAUGGCCUGCAGCAAAAUUGUUCCAUUACUGAGUUGAGCUUUGCCCGCAGUACCAUAAGAGAUGAUGGUUGCGAGUCGGUUUGCAGUGCGGUGAUGCAUUUGCCCAAAAUAGAAACGCUAAACCUUUCUGCUUGUCAUUUGACUGCUAGGGGUUGUCAUGCGGUAGCCGAACUGAUCAAGUACCAGAAAAUACAGCGCUUCGCUCAGAGUUGGCAGUAUUCACUUCGGUAUGGGGACAUUGACACAAAUAAGAUGCAAGGAUUGCGUAACGUAUUGCUCAGUGGUAAUCCGUACAUCGGUGACGAGGGUUUGAUCGAGAUUACAGAGGUAUUAAAGGAUGACGAAUGGAUCCGACAAGUACAUUUCAGGAACUGUGGGCUCACGGACAUAGGGGCUAAAUCUCUAGUAGAUUGCUUGAAUAUCAACAAGACGAUUGAAAAGUUUGACAUACAUGCUAAUUUGGGUAUUUCAAAUAAAGCCUGCCAUGAGAUGCUAAUAAGACUAGGGGUUGAGCUAGAAUCAUCCGAUAAUAGCCAAUCAUUCUCGACCGGAGCCGGAACAGGUGGAAACAGAAUGAAGCCUGCAGAGCAAAUAAUAUUCUUGCAACAGCAGUUGGCUGCCGAGCGACACCAAAAUACACAGCUCCAGAUGAUGAUAGAACAGAUGCAUCUGCAGCAAACGGAGAGCGCUGCUCAGCUGAACAAAUUGAAACAUGACUUCAACCAGAUUGUAGAAGAACGUGACGAAUUAUUGAAUCGACAGCAGCACAUGAUCAUGGAACGUCCCAAAAGUCGGCGAUCCAUUGUGCGUAAAAGUAAAAGUGAGGCUCUUCCAAAACCGUCUCAGCUAUUCAGUCAAAGACGAACUGCGAGUCAACACAAUGGUCGCAGCAAGAGUGAAACUAAGUCGGAGAUUGUACUACGUACAGUGCGUGAUCGUCAUGCAGAAUCAGCGAAUGCUACUUCCAGGCAACCCAAACGGCAUCACAUGUUGGAGCGAACGAUCGGAGAUAGUGGCCUAACUGGUCAGUUGAAUGACAUUGCGGAGCUCAACGAAGAACUGGACGCGGUUCAAAAGAGUUUUACCGAGGGUGGUUGUGGUGAUAUGGGCAUUGGAUGUUCCAACAUAAAAGUGAGCACAGUGGGACAGUAUGACACAUUUAGAGAAGGUUCUAGAAGGACGAGGGUAAACGAUGAAACCAGCGACGAAGACUACUUUGUGGAUAUUGAAGAAGCCGCUGAUCAGUGGUCAACAGAGAAAGGAACAAAAGGGUACACGAAUGGCGGCGUAACAAGCUACGACGAAGAUGAUGAUGAUGACGAUCUGGAUGAGACGAGUGCCAAUUCGUUCUCCGGAGCUGAUUUGUUGAAAAUGAUUGUGAGAAAAAGAUCAGCCGAGCACGUAAAUGAUGCGCAGUCUAUGCUCACGAGCGUAUACAGUGGUGAAGGACAUUGAAACAAAGAUACGAACUUUGCAAGUGCAUGAUUUUAUUUCUUAAGAAUAUUUUAUAAAUAUGGAACCGACUUACUAAUAAAAUUUUU
Topomyia yanbarensis is the source of this 2451-nucleotide messenger RNA. Its product is annotated as protein Cep78 homolog. Gene Ontology annotation, cellular component: centrosome. The record is from RefSeq and is a predicted model, not a curated record. The coding region runs from base 410 to 2365 and encodes 651 amino acids. The transcript is spliced from 4 exons. Gene Ontology annotation, molecular function: protein binding. NCBI's taxonomy places the organism in Eukaryota, Metazoa, Arthropoda, Insecta, Diptera, Culicidae.